Molecule: messenger RNA, 741 nt
Organism: Aricia agestis (brown argus)
Lineage: Eukaryota; Metazoa; Arthropoda; Insecta; Lepidoptera; Lycaenidae
Product: histidine-rich glycoprotein-like
Exons: 1
Coding region: 1-741 (246 amino acids)
Source: RefSeq, a predicted model, not a curated record
AUGAGGGGCCUAGUGUUGUGUUGCCUGGCUCUAGCGGCGGUCGCCUGCGUCGGCGGCCGGGAGCUCGGCCGGGAGCGGCGCGACGCCGACCUCGCCGCCGCCGCCUCCCACCACGGCGGCAAGUGGGACAAGGGCGGCGGCCACGAGCAUCACGCCCACCACCACCACGACCACGGCGAGAAGGGCCACAAGGGCUACAAGGGCCACCACCACCACGAGCACGGCAAGAAGGGCCACCACCACCACGAGGGCCACAAGGGUCACCACGACGAGCACGGCGGUCACAAGAAGCACCACCACCACGACGAUGGCCACCACCACGAGCACCACCACGGCGAGAAGGGCCACAAGGGCCACGGCCACCACGAGGAGGGCCACUACCACAAAGGCCACUCGACCAAGGGUCACCACGGCGUCCACAAGCACGACGAGUUCAAGAAGGAGAAGCACUUCCACGACCACCACGGGGACAAGGGCCACCACGAGCACCACGGCGGCCACCACGAGGAGCACGGCCACAAGAAGGGCGGUGAGUUCCACAAGGGCCACAAGCAUGGUGGCCACCACCACCACGAGCACGGCAAGAAGGGUCACCACGAGAAGGGAGGACACCACCACCACCACAAGGACCACCACGACGAGGGCGGUCACCACGAGCACCACCACCACCACCACGACCACGGCAAAAAGGGCGGCCACGAGGACCACAAGCACUGGGGAUACAAGAAGGGACACAAAUAA